UGAACCGAGAACAACUUUUGCGUCUUAUGUCAGUUACUAACAAACUGCGUUUAGAGCUUCAGAAAUUCAAAAUUUGGUGUAAAGAAAAUUUAAGUCAAAAUGGUUAAACGUGUGGAACAUCCGCGUUCGCAAGACCAAAUGUACUUCAGUCCAAAGUUGGACUACAACAAUAUCCUCGACAAGUUGAGCGACGAGUUUUAUAAGUUGUACUCGUCCAACGAAUCCUCGCCGUCCCACGGACUGGAAGACUACGAUAUUAAGGCCACUCUGGGAGUUGGGUCCUUCGGCAAGGUACAGCUCGUAAGGGAGAAGAGCUCCGGCGUCUACUUCGCUGCCAAGGAGCUCAACAAGGAUGAGAUUGUCAAGAACAAGCAGGUGAUCCAUGUGAUGAGCGAGAAAAUGGUGCUGCGCUCAAUGCUGUUUCCCAACGUUGUGCAUCUUGUGGCCUCCUACAAGGACUUUGACAGUCUAUACCUUGUUCUUCCCCUGAUUGGAGGUGGCGAGCUCUUCACCUACCAUCGAAAGGUACGCAAGUUCAAUGAGAAGCAGGCUAAAUUCUACGCGGCCCAAGUAUUCUUGGCUCUGGAAUACCUGCAUCAUUGCAGCUUGCUCUACCGAGAUCUUAAGCCAGAGAACAUAAUGCUGGAUAAGAACGGUUACCUUAAAGUGACCGACUUUGGAUUUGCAAAGAGGGUGGAAACCCGUACGAUGACUCUCUGCGGAACUCCAGAGUAUUUGCCGCCGGAGAUCAUUCAGUCUAAGCCCUAUGGAAAAAGCGUAGACUGGUGGUCCUUCGGUGUGCUGGUCUACGAGUUUGUUGCCGGAUUCACCCCCUUUGCCGUCCACAGUCGGGACGUGAUGGUCAUGUACACCAAGAUCUGCGAGGGCGAGUACAAAAUGCCCAACUUCUUCAGUGAUGAAUUGCGUCAUCUAAUAUUCCAUCUUCUUAUGGUGGAUCUCUCCAAGCGCUACGGGAACCUGAGCAAUGGCAAUCGGGACAUAAAGGAGCACGAGUGGUUCAAGGAGGUGGAGUGGAUACCGAUCCUCAACCAGACAGUAAAUGCGCCUUAUGUGCCCAACAUCAGCAAUCCAGAGGACAUAUCCAACUUCGACAAAAUCAACGAAAAGCCGCGUCCAAAGUCCACGGUUAUGCGUCACGAGGAGAUGUUCAAGGAUUUUUAA
This is a messenger RNA of Drosophila kikkawai, 1182 nucleotides long. Its product is annotated as cAMP-dependent protein kinase catalytic subunit 2-like. The record is from RefSeq and is a predicted model, not a curated record. Lineage: Eukaryota; Metazoa; Arthropoda; Insecta; Diptera; Drosophilidae. Gene Ontology annotation, molecular function: ATP binding; protein serine/threonine kinase activity. Gene Ontology annotation, cellular component: nucleus. Gene Ontology annotation, biological process: protein phosphorylation.